UCGUCAUCAAUAAUAACAUACAACGACUUUCUACAAUGAUGGGACGGAUAGAAUGGGUAUUCUACCUCCUGAUACCGGCCUCGAUCCUCAUUCAUGUCUUUGUGGCACCAUAUACUAAAGUUGAAGAGUCGUUCAAUAUUCAAGCCAUUCACGACAUCCUAAUUCACGGCAUCCCGAACGAAAAUGCAGAGCAGUUUUUCACCGCGAAUUAUGACCACAUCUCUUUCCCAGGAUCUGUACCAAGAACAUUUGCUGGCGCCUUGAUUCUUUCGGGGUUGUCAAGGCCAUGGAUAUGGUUGGUUAGGUCACCCCAACAACUCCAGUUGCUAGUGCGCUCUGUUUUGGGGCUCUUAAAUGCGGCUGCUCUCGUAUACUUUGGUCAAGGCGUCCAAAGGGCUUUUGGGAGAAGCGCUGCGGUUUGGUAUGCGCUUUUCCAAUCGAGCCAGUUUCACAUAAUAUAUUACGCGUCUCGAACAUUGCCAAAUAUGUUCGCAUUUGUUUUCAGCACCAUAGCAUUAAAAGGCAUACUGGAUGCUCAUUCCAACCAAUUCAAACCUGGCAGUGCUGCAAGAAGCUAUCGACUGAGUCUUUACUUGCUUACCUUUGCUGGCGUCGUUUUCCGUUCCGAAUUAGCAAUAUUGGUAGGAACAUUGACCAUUUACCUACUAGCUACACGCCCGAUCUCGAUACCAAAAGUAAUCAUUCCAGCUGGUCUGGGUGGCCUCGUCAUGGGGCUGCUUUGUACUAUUCCCAUUGACUCCUACUUCUGGCAAUCAUUCCCCCUUUGGCCAGAAUGGAUUGCCUUCUACUACAACACAAUCGAAGGUCACUCUGCAGAUUGGGGAACCUCACCGUGGCAUUUCUAUUUGAUCAAUGCCCUGCCACGACUUUUGUUGAAUCCACUCACAUACCUGUUGUGCGUACCUGUAGCACUCGUCAACCCCGUUUCACGACAGCGAAGUCUGGACCUUCUGAUCCCCCUUCUGUCCUUCGUCGGAUUGUACAGCUUCCUUCCGCAUAAGGAGUGGCGCUUCGUCAUCUAUGUCAUCCCUGGUCUGACUGCUGUGGCAGCGGCUGGUGCGGCCUGGAUAUCAACCCGUAGCGCCAAGUCGGGUGCCUAUAAGCUCCUCACUGUAGGUCUGAUCGGGUCGAUCGUACUUUCAUUCGCUGCAUCUACUGCACUGCUCGGAAUCUCUAGCCUGAACUACCCCGGUGGGGAGGCACUUACGACUCUUCAUCACCAAUUGCCCCACCCAGAAGGCCGCCCAUUACGGGUAUAUCUAGACAACUUAGCAUGCCAGACCGGUGUGACGCGUUUUCUCGAGGUGCACAACGGACCCCAGACAGUCAUGGAUGUUUUGGAAGCACAAGAUUUCGCCAACCAUAAGUCUUGGGGUUAUUCGAAAACCGAAGACCCAGAGGUGCUACUCGAUCCCCGAUUCUGGGACAACUUCGACUACGUUCUCGCCGAGAGACCCGAGAAGGUGAUUGGAAGCUGGGAGGUUGUCCAUACGGUAUAUGGAUUCAGCGGCAUUAGUUUCCUUCGGCCUGGUGAGGGUCUUGGGAAAGGUUCUACUACCGACGAGAAUGCUGCUGCACAUUAUACAGACAGGGUAGCAGCGGUAUGGGCAACUUUGGAAGAAAAACUUAGAUACCCUCUUCUACGAGGCUAUUGGGUGAAGCUUAAUAUGCAGCCUAAGAUCAGAAUCUUGGCUCGAAGGCCAAUAGGAAUCUAAUGAGAGUAGGUAGCUAAGGCAAAAAAGCUCUGGAAUUGUUUCAAAGUUAUGACUAUGUGUAUGAAUAUAUCGUGG
Molecule: messenger RNA, 1811 nt
Organism: Aaosphaeria arxii CBS 175.79
Lineage: Eukaryota; Fungi; Ascomycota; Dothideomycetes; Pleosporales
Product: glycosyltransferase family 22 protein
Exons: 3
Coding region: 39-1736 (565 amino acids)
Biological process (GO): protein N-linked glycosylation
Cellular component (GO): endoplasmic reticulum membrane
Molecular function (GO): alpha-1,6-mannosyltransferase activity
Source: RefSeq, a predicted model, not a curated record